Molecule: messenger RNA, 7202 nt
Organism: Porites evermanni
Lineage: Eukaryota; Metazoa; Cnidaria; Anthozoa; Scleractinia; Poritidae
Source: the annotation of a GenBank genome assembly
AUGGCUGACACAGAGGAACAAGUACCACCAAUAGAGGACGAAGAACCUGAAGAAACACCGGGAUAUAAAGCACCAGCACAAAAAUCUUUGGACGAAAUAAAAAAUUUGGAUGCCGACGAUGAAUCUUUGGUAAAGUACAAGCAAACAUUGCUCGGCGGAGCUGCGGCUGCCGGCGCAGGUGAGAGUUAAUCGGUUCGAUAAUCAGUUCGUGGGACCCAAAUAUUCUUUACUGACGUUCGCAAUGUAUUUUUUCGUUCACAGCUGGAGAUGAUGGAGGACCUAAUGUCGUUGUUGAAAAAAUGUCAGUGAUCAUUGAAGGUCGACCCGAUAUUGCCUUAGAUCUUACUGGUUUGUAUCAGAAUUUAGCUCCACAUGCUCAUAGCUUGUAGUUUUUAGUUUCCCUUUCGUCAUCCUCUUACAGUCGUGGAGAUCCACUCUCAUUUGACAUGCGAAAUUAGCCGAGUAGAAGUCUUAAUUACGAGUACAUUGAUCUUUUCUCCAUCCGUCCUCUUGGAAACUAAAACUUUACUGUGUGCGUGACAUUUUUGAAUUCGAACUCGGUGUUCUAUGUCAGCAUCAUGUGUAAACUCGAAAUAAAAUGUUUGUAAACUAAAAUGAUUUUAAUGGCUCUUUCUCGUCUUAACAGGCGAUUUGACCAAACUUAAAGACAGUCCUUUUAUAAUCAAGGAAGGAGUUUCGUACAGGCUUAAAAUUACGUUUAGGGUAAGUGAUAAUAAAUUCUUCAGCUUAAUUUUUAAAUCUUUAAGUUGUGUUAGAUCCUUUUACAAUCGACAUUUUAGAGGAAAAAUAGUCAUAUGCAAAUCAUUUUGUUAUUUUCCUUUAUUCCCAGUGAGUUAUUUUGGUUUUGUCUUUAUUUUUAAACUUGAACUUCCUUUUAGCAAUGGACAUCCCUGAUAGCUAAUUAGCCAUACAUAUUACAAAGUAAUUAGUAAAGUAAGUUGUUUUCAUAAUUUUUUGUUCUUUACAGUAGAAAGUAAAAUAGACUUGGUAUUUUAUUAUUGCUCUAAGUGUCCUUAAAGCCACAUAAACAUAGGAAUUGUCUAGACUACUGAACCUAAAACAAUGGAGAGUGUUUUGAAAUUCACUUAUUUACUUGUCAUAAGUUACAGCAAUGCCUACUACAAAGAAGUUGUGCCGUAAUUUACCAUAAAUGAUCAAUUAAGUGCCGCUACUCGAAUAAGCGCCGCUCUUGAUAAGCGCCGCAGCACCAAUUUGGGUAUUUACAAAUAGACACCCCACCUUUGUUAUGGUGCUUGAUAUAAAGAGAAAUCAAAACCAUAUUGCUUGACAAAUCAGACCCUGACCAACUUGUGAGUUCUCAAGUUUGAAUGUCAGGAAACUUUUGAAACGGAGUUCAUAUAACGGUUCGAGUUGUACACAUUUGUUUUUUUCUUGUCCAGCUCUGAGUUCUCUCUACAUUCCCCUCAGUGUUUUACCCGUAGUUGAAAUAAGCACCGCACCUAUAACAUGGAAAAUGAAAUAAGUGUCGUGGCGCUUGAGCAAUCAUUGUGAAAGAGAGCUAACAAAGUGACAAAUUAAAGAGUAAUCACAGUUAAAACUUUUCACCAGGUAGCAGAAAAAAAAAGUUUCCUUAUUGAUGACAUCACAGACAUGUGACAUAAUUUUGGAGUAAAAAUGGUACCAACCGUGUGGCACAAAAUUUUUGCGGGAGUUUAUUUUUGCGGAAUGGCGAUUUCUUGUGUUUUGGGGGAACUAGUUUUAGAGAUUAUGACAGAUUGGUUUUUCUUGAUGGGAAUUAAUUUUUGGGAUUUUCAGAAAGUAGCCAGAAUUGAUGAUGUUUUUGUUUUUAUUGAGUAUGUGCAAUGGAAAUACAUAUUUUUGCAACAAUACUACGGUGUGCGUACCUAUGUGAAACCAGUAUUUCAUUGUAUACCGUUUUGUUCCUGAACAAUAGAGACAAGUUGUAAUUGAAGAGAUAAAUAAUGUUUGCUGUAAUUUUUAUUUGUGGGAAAAUCGCAAAAAUUAAAACCCACAAAAAUUUUGUGAUACAUGCUUGCUGCUUAAGAGACUUAUUGAAACGUAUUAUAUUUAGUAAAGAUGCGUAACUUAAGUAGAAACAAUAGCUGCAGGGAAUAAAAAUUGGAAGAAGCUAUUUGACAAAAUAAUUAGAUAGGAAUAACAUGAUAUGAGUAGAAAUAUUUUUUGGUAGUUUGAUAAUUUCCUUGUAAGUAAAUAAAUUAAUGUUAGGCUAUCAACCUUAAUGUUGCAUGAAGCGUAAUUUAAUUGCAGAUGUUGUAAAGCCAAGGUGAUUUCUUAAAAUCGUUUGAGCAAAUUUUCUAGUAAACAAUUUGCUUUCUUUACAUACGAAUUGUAAAAGAGACAAAGUCCAACAUCCUCAUGUGCAAAUUGUGUGCAUGAGUUAUUUUUAUAAUUCUUCUUGCUGGAUUACCUUAUUACAGGAAAUUAACGCUCCAUGUUUAAUUCCAUUUAACCUUUAAUUGUGUUGUAUUCAAUUACGCUUAAAACCUUUAAGCAUUUGUUGUCGUUUGUUUCCGUUAAUGUUUGUUUUGUUGAAUUUGUACUGUUUCGUAUUCCAAAAGUUAUCAGCAUAUUGGUACCCACAGCAGAGGCAGUUCGGAAAGCGAUAGUGAUGUGGUGGUAGGCUAAUGGGCAAAAUCAAACAAAAAACUCCUUACCUUGAAACUGAGACAUUUAUUAGUUAUUCCAACAGGGUUGGAAUAAAUACUUAAGGAACAGCUUGAAUUUGGAUAUUUUGUGAAUAUGUAUGUGUCUGGUAUUAAAUUUCACGAUUUUAAUAUUCGUGAGUAUUAGAUUUCAUGAGUAUUACAUUUCGCAGUUUUUCCAAAAUUGUGAAAAUCACGAAAUUUAAUACUCGCAAAAUUAUAUAAUAAGGUCGUAACUGAUUACAGCUGAGAUCUAAAAUGGUACGUGCUAGAGUUAACCAUGCUUUAUAAAAAGUCUUUUUCCACACUUUCUCAUGAAACUGAGGUGUUUUGGUAGCAUUUGCCAACAUAAAACAGAAAUAGAGCCUGUAAGUGUUAAAUGAGCAAGGGAUUUUGUGCAGGUUUACGGUAAAGGUGUUAAAACAAAACUGGUCAUGCAUGACAGAGCAUGGCUGUUAUAGUGUUUUGUGCAAGUUAGUAUGUAAUAGUUAAUUGCACUCCUUUUUUAGGUUAAGCGUGAGAUUGUUGCAGGUCUUAAGUAUCAUCAGGUAACCUCCAGGAAAGGAAUAAGAGGUAAGUUAAUUUGUUGUUAGCUUUGCAAAUUUCAAGAAAGUAUGGGCGCGUUUCUCUGUAAAGUCGUUCUAUUAGCUUCAAAGGGGUCUGGCCAGGAACUGGUCAUCUAGUCAAGCUUAUUGGCCAUGUUUUGCAUUAUAAUACUUAUGGUACUUCUCUUCUCCCUUACAAGAGUCUCAAACAAUGUGCAUUUCAUACUGCCUUUUUUCCUUCUUCACUCCCAUGUAUUGAUGUUGAGUGUAGAUUACUCAGGACCAAUUUACAACAGUUGAACCUGCAUUCAUGGGACACCCUCAGGACCAAGCCAAGUGUUCCCUGCAAGGAGGUUGGGCUGGGGUUUGUUAAUAAUUAACCAAAAAAUAGAACAUUUUUCUCUUAUUCUGCCUUGAUCGGAAUCUGCUGCAGUCAUUAUUUCAAGCACCUAGAUAAAUAUGUUUAAAAAUCGUGAUGGUGUGGGUUGAAUUACAACAAGUUUAGUAAAUCGAUUUUAGUGAGAUAAUUACAUGUUUCAAAAGCCGUAGCCAUUUUGAAAACUGAACAAUGAAACUUUUAAAGUGCGACUACUGUAACCGGGGCCACUUAGACAAAGUUAACCAAUCAGAUUACAGGAAACUAACAAUACAUUCCAAGAAAGUUGGUUAUGGGCCAAUCAGCAGCUCAUAAAAAAACAAUAGUUUCUCAAAGCACAAAAUUUAAAUAUUGAUAGCAAACAAGACAAGAAAACAAAAUUUUUCUAUUUGAAACUUACAACUCCCAGGAGACAUAUUUGUUGGACACAAGCUGUUAUUUUGUAAUAUACCAGCAAUUUCCUUACUGCCAUUGCAGUGCUUUGCAAUAACAUCACGACCUCAAGUCAAACAUUUAACUAAUGUUUACUUGUUUUGCCUGCGACAUUCACUCUAACGGACCUCUCAGAAAACAUAGGAUUUUCUUCAGUGGGUUCAAAAGGUCACAUCUGUAGGUUGUAAUACCCAGUAAUAAUUAUUAUAAAAUUGGUUGAUUUUGAUCCAUGUUGUUUGUUUCAAUUAUGAUAAGCAACUAACUUUCUAGGAAUGUAUUGAUAUUUUGCUUUCCACAAAAAUAUCAAGAGAGUCUACUCCAUUAUGUCUAAACCAUCUAGAGAUAUAUAUUACUCUCUCAGAUUCCAACAUCAAUGUCAGAACCCUCUCAUGUUGCCAUCAUUAGUCUAUCCUUACUUUGAACUUUACCUUUACAUUGAACCAUCCUCGGAGACCCAGGAGCAGUCAGUCGGGUCAGGAGAAAAGGCGGGAUGCAAGUUUUCAAGUACGGGCAAAAGAGCCCCUGGGUACCGACUCUCACCUAACUAUUUCCAAAAAUUCAAGCAGAUGCCGCCUCAUGAUUGGGCACAAAAAAUGCUUUGUAUUAUUGUGCCCAAUCGGCGAACAGUUUCUCCUGAGUUCUUUUCGUGAGUUCGUACACGACAACUAUUGUCUCACCACACUUGCCCGGUUCGUUCACCAAGCUUGUGCGUGCAAGGAAAACUUUUAUUUUCUACUUUCCUUACCAGAAACGAAGGGACGUUUGGGAUGCUAUCAGCAGGAGCAAUUCAAUUAGCCCCGAGAAUAUUCUGUUUUUGACGGAUCACAAUGUAUCGUAAAUAAUAGGAACUUUAAGAUACGGCGGCAAUGAGGAAGUCAAAUUACCAAUAGCUUCACAAGGCAAAACAACAACUUUGCACGUGCAUCGCACUUUUUUGUACAUUUCUUUGCCCUCAACUGCAUGACUACCCGUGAAAAUACCUAAUUUCAUGUUUUAUGAGGGACAUAAAUAAGCAAUGACAAACAUGAAAUUGAAUAUGGUUAAUAGAAAGUCAGCUCCAGAAGAGUCAGCACUUGCAUUUGACAAAGUAAGCGAGUUGGAAUAAUCAGGAUAGAGACUGAAAAAAUGUGAAUUAACUUUUCCAUGCGACGUUUUUGUGGCUGUCAGCCGUCGUGGUAUCUUUUAAAAACUCCCUAGAAUUUACGCAAUACGCGUGACUGAUGCAAGCGUGAAUACCUGUUGUAAGCUCAAGCUUUUAUUUUUGGAAAAGCGUCUUUAGUUUUUGGGCAGACAAUAUGGGGAUUUUAUAUCAAACUGAAAGUUUCCUGACUGCGUGCAUUUCGUUGGUGCAUGAGCCAGACAAGCCGUGAUCAAGACAAUAGCCGUUGUGUACGAACUCACGAAAAGAAAAUCAGGAGGAACUGUUUGCCGAUUGGGCACAAUAAUACAAAGCACUUUUUGUGCCCAAUCAGGAGCCGGCAUCUGCUUGAAUUUUUGGAAAUAGUUCAGUGAGAAUCGGUGCCCAAAGGCUCUUUCGCCUGUACUUGAAAACUUUUGCCCUGCCUUUUCUGCCGAUCCGACUGACUGCCCCUGGGUCUCCGAGGAUGACAUUGAACAAGAUGUAAUACGCAAACCCUCGUUGAUGAAACAAGAAACUGGAUGAAUUGAAUGAUUUUUUUCCUUCUUGUUAAUUCCUAGUAUUUUAGAGUAAUUCUCAAAGAGGGCAUCUAUGAGACAGGGGGUGUUUGUUAGAGAGGAGCGUCUAAUAUAAUAAUUUUAACAGCCCAGAGGGGGCAUAUAUUUGGAAGUGGGUGGUUAUUAGGUCAUUUACAGUAUUCUUGUUUUCAUUCCAGUCAUUUUUAGUCAGUAGUUUGGCUAUUAUUUUCAACUUUGCAUAGCUGUGAACUCUUUUGCCAUUAUUUUUCUCUAUACUGAUGCAAAAGCACCUUAACUGUUGCAUAUCUGUCUUGCUGUGAUUGUUUAUGCAAUAUAAAGGGUUCGUAAAGAGUGUUUAAUUCUUGAGAAAGUCGUGAAAUUUGCCCUGCAGUUUUCUAGACCUGGAAAAAGUUUAGAAAAUGGAGAUAAAGUGUGGGAAAAUAAUAAAAAGUCUUGAGUUUUUUUUUUCAAAGCUACAAAAAGUCUUUUAUAAGUGAAUUUUGUUUCAUUUUGGCCAAAUAUUAUUCAAUCUCAACCAUACGUUUGCAGCUCAUCUUGAAAGAAGCUUUGUUCCUGCAUUUUCAAAGGUCUCUAUUGAUCACCUAUUUGAUUACCUUGAGUCUGGAAAAAGAAAUUAUUGUUUUGCAAAAAAAUACAAUAAUUGUAUAUUCAGAUUUGAAGAUUUUUUGCAGACUCAAGGUUAUCAAACAGGUGAUCAGUAGAGACCUUUAAAAAUGCAGGAACGAAGCUUCUUUAUUUUUGGCAUCUGAGUGACAGUGUAAUUAAUGCUUCCAAAUUUGGAUAGGGCAAAUCAAGAAUUAGUUUGGGUAAAAGCCAGUUAGAAAUUGGCCUCAGUGGACCAAUAAUUUUUCUUUCACUUUAUGAUUGACUGAAGAAAAUAAUUUUUCCAUUAUCUUCCAAAUUUACUUAGAACUAGGUGGCUAUGAAGAUUUGGCUUGAGAGUUGAGCCAACCAGAAAUGAUAGAUAUUUUGAAGGGAUAAUGAUAUAUUUUAUCCCAUAGGACACUUUGCCAAAAUGAUGGGAGGCACUUAAAAAGUAAAACAUUUUUACUUUGAAGGAGGUUAGAUUAUAACUUUUGACUACUCUAAAAUCCCAUACUUAUGACGGGUCACUACUCAGAUCAAGGUGGUGACACUUCAUCAGUAUGGAAUUUCUGCACUUGUUUCUCAGAUAUCAUUUCGCGAGGGAACCAGUGCUGGCAUUGCAAAAUGUUGGCUUUUUUCUCAGGCUAACUUUGAGGUAGAUUACAGUUGUGUGUCUCAUUGUGUUUCAGUUGACAAGUCUUCAUUGAUGGUUGGAAGCUAUGGCCCAAAAACAGAGUCCCAUGAAUAUCUUACUCCUCCUGAAGAAGCUCCAAAGGGAAUGCUUGCUAGGGGGCACUAUGUUGCAAAGAGCAAGUUCGUAGAUGAUGAUAAAAAUUGCCACCUGGAAUGGGAGUGGGCAUUUGACAUCACUAAAGACUGGCAAUAAUGAGUUUUCGUACAAGAUGCAAUGUAAUUAUUUUU